Salpingoeca rosetta is the source of this 2834-nucleotide messenger RNA. RefSeq lists its product as uncharacterized. The transcript is spliced from 2 exons. Lineage: Eukaryota; Choanoflagellata; Craspedida; Salpingoecidae. The record is from RefSeq and is a predicted model, not a curated record. The coding region runs from base 288 to 2834 and encodes 848 amino acids.
CGCCACGGCUGCCGCGCCAAAUCCGAACUACACAACCAACUGCUGCGAUUGUGAUGAUGGCGAACCACCGCAAACACACACUGCCAACACACACCAACACCCACACACACGCACACUCGCGCGCACACGCAUAGCAAACUACAUGCACACGCAGAGCACACGCAGCGACGCUACAUGCACAACUCACCAUGUGUCGGGGAACCAUGAGCCACAAUCACUUUGCACUGACACUCACUGAGUGAGUCGUGGACGUGCUUGCAUACGCUGUACCCUGUGGCUGCGCAGAGAUGAUGAGCGUCUUCAUGGACGCGCCAACACCAGCACGGGUCUCAACACCGACAACAGCACUGCUAUCAGGAGUCUCUGCACCGACAACACCAACAACAACGGCCACAGCACCAAUAACAGCGCCAACAACAACAACGGCCACAGCACCAGCACCAACAACAACGGCCACAGCACCAGCACCAACAGCACCGACAACCACCCCAACACGAACAACAGCGCCAGCAUCAAAACAGCGCAGCAUGACGACGAGAGUGGCGGCAAAGAGGACACGGCAUGCACUGCGGUGGUGGCGCGCUGUGACGGCAGCCUCUGCUCUCAUCGUGCUUGCUCUUGUCGUGAUCAGCAACGGGGACAAGAAUCACAACGGCGUGCGAGCCUUCCCCGUGGACGGCAGCAGCACAUCCGCACCACCGCCCACAACAACAGCCCUCCAGUUCACAACCACCGCCCCCGAGGAUGCGCAGGCCCUGGAGCUUCAACCACUGCCACUGGUCGUGAACGACAUUGUGGAGGACUCCCCGACGCUCGCAUUCUCCACCUGCCGUGGCAGCACCCUCGCCGUGCGCCUGGAGGCAACAUAUGACACCAUCUCCUCGGCAAGGGUGGAGCUGCGGGUGGACGGCACCAACACGCGCGUGUGGGAUGCCACGCGAAGCAUCGAUGAGGAGUUCUUCUCCGUUGACUUUGAGUUUGUCACGCCGCAGUCCGCAUCCGGGGAAGGGGUUUUCCCGUUGCAGUGGCGGUGCGGCCUCACCGUCGUCACGCAGAACAGAACCGUCCCGCUCUCCAUCUCCAUCACCGCCGACAGCGCGAGCGAGGACUGCACGUGCCCCAAGCUGCACCCGGAUGCCCUCAACAAUGCGACCACCGCACACGACGUGCAGCGCAUCGACGGAACGCAGCAGCAAGCGCUGGUGGCGUGCGGUGACCACGGCCGCUGGUUUCGCCUGCCGCAAUGCCAGACCGCAGGCGACCUCGUCACCAUUCGCGCCGCUGAGUCCGAACCGAACACCGAUGCCAUCAUCGACGUGUUUGCACUCAUAGGCACGGAGCAGGUUGGCCGCGGCGAAGGCACCCUCUCUGUCAACAUGUCCCGGCCGACGCAGCAAGGCCUGCUGGUGUUUGUGCGGAACCGCCUCAAGUUCAACGACAUGCUGUUUGACCUGACCGUCGACGCCACGUGCGCCCCUGUCGCCUCGGACAAACAGCCAACGCCAACCACCCUCACCAACUCUGCUGAUGACAGUGACGACGACGCUGCGAGCAGCGACACCGUGACGCAGGCGAAGAUUGCCGUGGUUGCCGGGGUGGGCUCGCUGGCGGGGCUGAGCAUCAUCUGCGCCUUUUUCAUGUGCUGCUGCAACUCGCCGCCACGCUGCUGCUAUCGCCUGUGCGGGUGGCGCGGCCUGCGUCGUCGCCGCACCUCCGGUAUGCUCCACGACUCCGACUCCGACAGCGACCGCGGUGGGCUGUGCUGCAUGUGCUGCGGCAGCCUGCGCAACAUCGACCAUGGCAGCGACAACGACGAUGACGAUGACGAUGACAUUGAUUUGUACGGGGAGAGGGGCGCGCAGCGGCGGCGCGGCGGAAGGCGGAGGAGGAGGCAGAGUCGCAGAGAGCGGGAUGUCCAGCGGCGCAACAGACGCAGACGCACGCGUGGUGGCAAUGGUGACGACGAUCAUGACGACGAUCAUGAUGAGAGCGAUGUCACGGACGGCAGCAGCAGCGAUCUUGACGAGGACGAACGCGAGCAUGCACGCCGCGAGAGGAGAAGGAGGCGGAGAAGACAAAGCAGACACCGGCGCAACCACAAUGAUGAUGAUGAUGACGAUGAUGAUGAUGAUGAUGGUGAUGAUGGUGAUGGUGAUGAUGGUGAUGGUGAUGGCGACGGCAGCAGAAGCAACGCUGAGGGUGACGAAGUUGAUGUUGAUGGUAUCGACGAUGAUGGUGAUAUUGAGGAUGACGAUGCACGUGGACGGAAACACGGCAGAGACAAGGUGCAGAAGAGGCAUGGAAAAGGUGGGAAAACAAAGAUACAGAGCAAGCAGCGUGCCGGUAAGACGAAACCUACAAUGAAAGCGGUCAAGGACCAAGACGUGGUGGGGUCGACAGCGUCCACAUCGCCCUCCGAAGAUGACGACGAUGAUGCUGCCGAUCUUGCAGAUGGUGGCAGCGGCAUUCGUGGCGGUAAGACUGGCAAGCACACGAAGGCAGCUGGCAAGACUGACCACCGUUCAUCACGAGAGCACCGUGGGCGCACACACAGAGGAGACAGGAAGGCACACACACGCACGCCUCACAGCGUCGGCAGUGAUGGUGGGAGUGGAAGCGCAGUGGGCGACACACGGCGUGGACGUGGCGGCAGCGGCUGCAGCAGCACGGCCGUCAGUGUUGGCGGUUCCACGGCAAGAGAUGAGCGCGGAGGAGGAAGAGGAGGACGAGGAAAGCAUCGGCCAACAACAACAGCAGCAGCAGUGGUGGUGGAAGCGCAGAGGAGGAUGAGCAGGAGGAGCUUCGAGGACGUGGCAGCCUCAUUGAAAGCGUGA